AUGAGAAGCCCUUUCAAAAAAGUUAUAUAUUGCCGCAUCAGGCUGUAUUCGAACACUACAAAAGGUAUACAAGGUUUUGAGGGCAGAACUCCCACCACGUUAUUCACAUGCGAUCAAGAAGAGAGAGAGGCCUUGACCACAACGGAUCCAUUCUUGGUCUACAAAAGCUAUAUAAGUCUGGGAAAGUUGAUAAAAGAUGAAUACCAGCUACGUGUCAUGAAGGAGUUUCAAAAACUUUACAACAGGUUGAUUGAUUAUAAACCUCAUAGCGCAAUGCCCGUGAAACAAGCGCUUUUGUUGAGAAAGUUAGAGAUUGCGCAAGCAAAAGAGAAGUUAGAAAUCGAAUCCUUGACGCAUGCGCCAAUUCACAAAUUCAAAAAAUGGUUUCAAAAGGAUGCGGAUGUUCAAAAGAUGGAAAUUGUAAAACACAUGACAGACGAGGAGGAACUCCAUGGUAUGUAUUCCCCUCAAGGACUCUUAGUACAUGGUGAAGUCGGCUGUGGGAAAUCAAUGUUGAUGGACAUUUUUGCUUCCAGCUUGCCACACGAUUCAAAAAUGAGAUGGCAUUACAACAGUUUCAUCUUGUGGGUAUUUGGCGAAAUCCACAAAAUCCAGAAAGAACGAAUGCUUACUGAGUCAGUGAGUCUGAAAAGAAAGUUUACAAUGGAAAAUGAGUUUAUUCUAUUUGAAAUUGCUCAAAAGAUGAUUGAUAAAAGCACCAUCUUCAUGCUAGAUGAGUUCAUGCUACCCGACAUUGCGGCAGCACAAAUAAUACGGAUAUUAUUUGUACAUUAUUUCAAACUAGGUGGGGUUUUAAUUGCAACGUCAAACAAACUACCCGAAGAACUUUAUUCCUCGGAAUUUAAUAAGUCGAAAUUCAAUUCAUUUGUUGGACUUCUUCAUAAUCGCUGUGUUUCGGUUGAUAUGCGCUCCAGCAUGGAUUACAGAAAACAUUUUGCUCAAAUGUCUCCCGGUGAAAAGAAUUUAAUAGUGAAAAAAAAUAAUCCGAUACACCAAGUACAAUGGAAUGACCUUCUCCGACGCAAGGCUGUGGGCUCAAGUGUCUCUGUUGAUAAUCUAAAUUCUGACGUGAAAGAACUUAAUUGGGAAGCAGCCGAAAUUUGUGUUUACAACAGAAAAUCCGUUAUUCCAAAGACACUUAAUGGUUCUUUAUGCUGGGUUGAUUUUAAUUACAUUUGUGGAGGUUCUUUUAGCUCUUCGGACUACAUAACCCUUGCAUCAAAGUUCAAAAUAUUUAUUGUUGACGAUGUUCCGGUCAUGAACACAAAAAAAAAGAACGAGGCAAGAAGAUUCAUCACAUUAGUAGAUGCAUUAUAUGAAGCAAGGUGUCAGUUGUUUUUAAGAUGCUCGGUGUCGCCAGAAGAGAUUUUUUUCCCCUCUGAGUCAAUGGAUCAAACUGAUAAUGAAACUGUGCAACAAGAAGAAAUGUAUGCGAAAACGUCAAUGCAAACCCUCAAUCCGUAUAGACCUAAUGUGUCAUCGUAUGACCAGGCUUACGCGAAAGUUUACGAGCAUGAGGGUAAAGAUACAAAUGAAAAUUUCGGAAACUUGAAGGCCUUCACUGGCGAAGAUGAGAAAUUUGCCUAUAAGAGAGCAGUCUCACGUAUCCAUGAAAUGGUGGCUUCUGAUCAUUGGCGAAGCUCUGACAGGUGGUUGCCCAUCGAUCAAUCAAUGAGGCCUUGGGAGAGAUCUAAUGGGCUACACCCCGUUACUAAACGGGGGAACUUUGAUCCUGAUGUUGAAUUUUUGGUUCUGCCAAGAGACCUCAAAGAUAUAAAGGAGACUUUGAAGGUAUCCAUGCCACGUGAUGUGAGCGCCAAGUUGAGCAUCCCUUUCAGGCAAUUCAAUGAGAAAAUCUCCCCUGAAUUUUUUAAUAUGCUGCAUUUUUGGGGUUUAGGAGAGUGGACAAUUGACCAGCAAAAAAAAAUCAAGGACAAAAUAGCCCAUUCUUGGGUUAGCGGUGGAAUUCGCAGAAAAUGA
Metschnikowia bicuspidata var. bicuspidata NRRL YB-4993 is the source of this 2001-nucleotide messenger RNA. It is a transcript of the gene AFG1, whose product is annotated as Afg1p. The coding region runs from base 1 to 2001 and encodes 666 amino acids. Gene Ontology annotation, cellular component: mitochondrion; cytoplasm. Gene Ontology annotation, molecular function: ATP binding; ATP hydrolysis activity. The record is from RefSeq and is a predicted model, not a curated record. NCBI's taxonomy places the organism in Eukaryota, Fungi, Ascomycota, Pichiomycetes, Serinales, Metschnikowiaceae. The transcript has a single exon.